AUGUCCUUGUCAUUAGUAUUACUGCUAAUAUCGGCUCUCCACUUCCGCCAUCAUGGAUCGGAAGCCCAAAUCAACAAGAUCCAGCCAUCAAGUAACAAGGAGCAGAACGGUGGCCAGACAGGAAGAAAACGUGGAGGCGACAUUGGUCUCAAAGCAGCCAUACACUCACUACCCAGCAGGGGGCAGUGGAUGGAAAUCAGGAGCAGGUUCCCAAGUUGGCUUCAUCCUGACAGAGAUGAACACAAAAACACAGCUUGCAAGUGGGACAUGUCAUCUGUGUGGAUCAGUGUGCCAUCUGUUGCAGAACUCAACCAUCAAGGAGUACAUGAUCAUCAGCAUGAAAAAAUUAUCACAAUAUCAGAGGAUGGAUUUGUGCAGAGUCCACGAUUUCCUCAGAGUUAUCCGCGAGAUGUGGUGCUGCUGUGGAGAUUAAUAGCAGCUGAUGAAAAUAUGCAAAUACAACUAACCUUCGAUGAAAGAUUCGGACUUGAGGAACCAGAGAACGGAUUGUGCAAGUUUGAUUUUGUAGAAAUUGAAGAUCCAAGUGAUGGUACAAUUAUUGGACGGUGGUGUGGCUCCACUGUGGUCCCAGGCAUACAAAUAUCGAAGGCAAACCAAGUGCGGAUACGGUUCCGAUCCGAUGAGUACCUGCCGUCAAAGCCAGGCUUCUGCAUUUACUACUCCCUUCUGGAAUCUGCCCAUUUUGAAAGCCCAACACUCGUGCCGCCUUCUCCUCUAUCUUUGGAUGGCUUAAAUGAGGCUGUCUCAGGCUUUGACACUAUAGAGGAGCUGAUCAAGUACUUGGAACCAGAGAGGUGGCAGCUGGAUUUGGAAGAUUUGUACAAACCAACCUGGCAGAUGCUUGGAAAGGCUUUUGUGCAUGGUAGAAAAUCCAGAGUUGAUCUGAACUUGCUGAAAGAAGAGGUGAAGCUGUACAGCUGCACACCACGCAACAUAUCAGUGUCUCUGAGAGAGGAACUCAAACGGACAGAUACCAUCUACUGGCCAGGGUGUCUACUGGUAAAACGCUGUGGGGGAAAUUGUGCCUGCUGCUCCCUUGGCUGCCAAGAUUGUCAAUGUGUUCCUAUCAAAGUGUCAAAAAAAUACCAUGAGGUUCUUCAACUACGAUAUAGAAGUCCUGGGAAACCAUUGCAGAAAUCCCUGGCAGAUGUGGGAUUGGAGCACCAUGAAGAAUGUGGCUGUGUGUGUAAAGGAAAAACAGAAGGUUAAGCUAGUUUGCCCUUUUACCUUUCAAAGACUUGAAGCAUUGAAAAAUGGGGCCUGUGUGCAUUAUCUUGUUCAGAGAUCACACUCAUCUCAGUUUUCGACUUUCCACUUUCUAGCUUUUUGGUGGACUUUGGUGUAGACGUGUAGCUCUCCUGCCUAUAAAUGGACCUGAAAAGUAUGAAACAGGGGACGAGCUCCAUUCCCAAAAAGGUUUGGAUAUCUAGAUGACGGCAAAGAAAAUAGCUCAUGCAUUGAACUCUGGGUUCCCUUUCUUUCUCACCUGUGGAAGGAUAUAAAUAUUACUUAAUUUACUGUUCCAGUUCUGAACCAAGUAAAAUUGCAGAAAAUAGUUUUCAAGAGAAAGGACUACUUCUGGAAUCAACUACUGCUUACCACCAUAAAUGUUGUGACUUGCAGUAUUCCUCGCCAUGUGGCUGAAAACUUCCAAGAAAAUCUGCUUAUAUUGUGCUGCUUGUCCUCAUGUGAUAUCACUUCCUUUGUACAUCAUUUUCUUCCAUACACAAUUUUUAAAGAGAAAUCUGCAUGUUUAUCUGCAAUUUCUGCUACGAUAUCCUAGCAAAUGUGUCACAGUGACAAUAUACUGGAGAGAUACAGAAUUUGAGGAGAGUAAGGACUUACCAGACUUUUCUGAGGGCAUUGCCUGAAGUUGUGUACAUUUUUUUAUAUCUUCUCAUUUAGGCUAAUAUGACUAAAGCUUUUUUUUUUGUAUUACAUUAAAUGUAUCUAUUUUGUACCAAACCUAUUUAAGAAUUUAGCUUUUGCAUUGUCUGAGAUGACUCAUGAUUUACAACACUUUAAACAAAAGGGAAAUGGGUAGGUGUGAUCAAAAGCACAGUCAUAUCAUUGCACUGUCAGUGUUGGUGCUUUGUGUAAUGUACUGUA
Chiloscyllium plagiosum (whitespotted bambooshark) is the source of this 2130-nucleotide messenger RNA. It is a transcript of the gene pdgfc, whose product is annotated as platelet derived growth factor c. Gene Ontology annotation, cellular component: membrane. NCBI's taxonomy places the organism in Eukaryota, Metazoa, Chordata, Chondrichthyes, Orectolobiformes, Hemiscylliidae. Gene Ontology annotation, biological process: positive regulation of MAP kinase activity; positive regulation of cell migration; positive regulation of protein autophosphorylation. Gene Ontology annotation, molecular function: platelet-derived growth factor receptor binding; growth factor activity. The record is from RefSeq and is a predicted model, not a curated record.